Messenger RNA from Annulohypoxylon truncatum, 1453 nucleotides. Its product is annotated as HIT-like protein. NCBI's taxonomy places the organism in Eukaryota, Fungi, Ascomycota, Sordariomycetes, Xylariales, Hypoxylaceae. Gene Ontology annotation, biological process: double-strand break repair; single strand break repair. Gene Ontology annotation, cellular component: nucleus. The record is from RefSeq and is a predicted model, not a curated record. The transcript is spliced from 2 exons. Bases 236 to 1207 code for a protein of 323 amino acids. Gene Ontology annotation, molecular function: single-stranded DNA binding; mismatched DNA binding; single-strand break-containing DNA binding.
AACUAUACAUCUCUAUCAGAGAAUAACUUCGAUAAUACCAUAACAUAUGAACAUAUGUGUAUAAUCAUUGAGAUUCAAUCGAUGAAUUAUGAUAUACUUAACUUCUUACCUUCGUGCAUGUGAAUGUAGUAAUACGGACUACAUAAACACCUAGCUGCAGCUACCAACCAACAUCCCACCGGGUCUAUUUUAUCGCCGAAUUGUCUAUAAACGUUCCUAGCGCUCUACUAUGUGAAUGCGGACGCCGAGAGUAAACUGUUACUUCCAGAUCCCUACAGGAACUUUUAGGACAAUUUCCAGCCGAGUCAAGCCGAGAAAGACCAUCAUGCCAUCAACAGACUCCGACCCCGAAGAUGCGAUCACCAAAGAAGAGAUCGCGGGCACCGCGCCCGCGCCCGCAGCCGCCGGUGUGAGUCAAGACACGAAACGCAACGCAUUCACAGAACUCAUGUCCACCAAACCCAAAGCAGCCAAAUCAGACGAAAAAGAACCCCCCAAGAAAACACUCGCCUCGACACGCAGCUCGCACACGCGGUCCUUCAAAGAGCGCGACGGCCUCGGCGCCUACACCCACGACCCGACCUCGUUCCCCGCCUCGCGCGUCAUCUACCACACCGCCGACUUCGUCGCCAUAAACGACAUGUACCCGAAAUCCACCGUGCACACGCUGCUCCUCCCGCGCUCGCCGCGAAGCCGUCUGCACCCCUUCGACGCGUUCGAGGACGCGGACUUCCUGGCCUCGGUGCGCGCCGAGACGGCGAAGCUGAAGCGCCUGGUCGCGAAGGAGCUGCAGCGGCGGUACGGGCGGUACAGCGCGCAGGACCGGGAGCGGGAGGCCGUGCUGAACGGGGACGCGGGGGAAGGGGAGGGGGAGGAGUUGCCGAAGGGGCGGGACUGGGAGAGCGAGCUCCUGGUCGGCGUGCACGCGCACCCGUCUAUGAACGACCUGCACGUGCACGUGCUGUCGCCGGACAUGAUAUCGAGCUGCAUGCGCCACCGCAAGCACUACAACAGCUUCAACACGCCCUUCCUGAUCGACGUCGCCGAUUUCCCGCUCGCCGAGGACGAUCCCCGGAGACACCCGGGGCGGGCGGGGUUUAUUAACAAGGAUUUGGUAUGUUGGCGCUGCGGGAGGGAUUUUGGGAAUAGGUUCAAGCAGCUGAAGGACCACCUGGAGGAAGAGUUCGAGGAGUGGAAGAAAGAAUGAAUGAAUGAGCAACUUAAUAGGCGAAUAGCGUAUUGCUCAGUCUGAGAAAGACGAAGUCCUGAAGCAGGUCAUAAAGUCAAGCUAGAAUAUGGGUUACAUGGGUCAUAGAACACCCCGAGUCUCUCCCUCACCUACAAUACUUCCAGUAUGCGAAUAGCAAGGCGUUAUUACACGGGUCGGGUUUGUUUGACUGUCACAGAUGAGCACGGUUCGAAGGAUCGCACGAGACACAUGUAUAGUCCUGGA